This is a messenger RNA of Phyllotreta striolata, 6473 nucleotides long. Lineage: Eukaryota; Metazoa; Arthropoda; Insecta; Coleoptera; Chrysomelidae. The record is from the annotation of a GenBank genome assembly.
GACGUCGCGAAAAUCGGCGCAAGGCGUCAAAUCGAUGCAGAUUUUUUCGAAAUAACAGACGUUCUUCGGAACGUUGUGAAAAAAUAUAAAUAAAACGUCCACGGUAUUUUUCUCAAAAGUUUUUAAAUGAAACCAAAAAUGUAUUAGUGACAUAGGUUGGCAGUAUUCCUCUAUUCUGUGCGCCGCCUCUUCAAAUAUUGAUUUUGGGCUGGACAAACGUCUGGUAGCCCAAAGAAAAUUGUGUUCUCGCUAUAAAACACGCAAGAAAACGGUAGCGUGUAAAUAAAUUUUACAAACUUGAAUAAAAAUUGCUAGUCUACUUGUAACUGUGCCAUCCAUUUGGUUUCUGAAUUGAGUGUGUUCAUUUGAAUUAAUUUUUGGUGUCCCUAGACUAUUGAUUCUGAUUUAAAGUAACAAUUUAAUUGUUUUGUAAGUGUCAGUGAAUUUUUGGUACAUGUUACUACUUUUGGAAUAGUUUGUAAUCGCUGCAAUUUGUAAUAUUGGUAUUUUGGUUUAUUGGAGGAUUAUUAUGGCAGUUAUUUUUAUAAAUUUGAAAAAGUAGAAAUGACCAGUUUGACUAUCCCAUUAGAUAAUAUUGAUGUUACUGAAAAUACAGAACAAAUUAGUAAAUUAUUCCCCAAGUGCAGACCAAGAAGUGAUAUUAAUUUAAAUCCUAUAAUAGCCACUGGAAGAGACCAUGAAUGUAUUGAAAAUACAACUAAUACUGUCAUGAGUGUCGACAGUGAAAAUGAUAGAUGGAUAGCUGAUAGUUCCUGUAAUGUUAGUAGAGAAAAUACAAGUCAGCUACAUUCAACAGAUGAUGAUGAGAUCAUUAUUGAACAUAAACAUACAGGGGGAACAUAUAAAUUACGCGAUUCUAGGAUCAUCGAAAUCGCCGGUGGUCGGGAAAUCUAUUCGCAAAGCCGAAGCAAAGCGUUAAGGAAAUCACGCAACUCCCUGUUGGGCGAGGAUGGGGAGAAAAAGGGCCAAAAAUCGCCAAUGAGGCAGGGCGUUUGGGAGCUGCGCGCUCGGAGCGAAACGAAGAAAUCUCAAAACUCUCGGGACUACACCGAGACGGUAUUCUCGUCAGAAGUGUGCUCGGUGGCACACGAACAAAAUGCGGACAGCGCUGUAGACAAGUCCAGUCCUGUCAGUAUGACGUUUCCCGGUGAAGUGGUGGUAUUCGACGACAUCGGCGAGACCUGGCAAAGCGAUGAAAACAAAAGGAUCCAAAAGGAGAAUUCGUCUCACGCUGCCUCGAAAUUGUACAACACCAGCGAUACUGAUAGCGAUAAAGUUACCAAAGUCAUAGGCAGCCUGCCCAUAGCGGUGUACGAAGGCUCUCCGAGGAGAUAUGGACAAAGGCAUAUGGAUUCAAAUUGCUCGCACCCACAGCUUCCUAGUGCACAAAGUUUAUUGGCUUCUCCGAGCGUUUAUCCGCCGCGACCGGGCUUUCCUCAAAGAGUGGUCAACACACCUAGUCCUGUAGAAAACGAUUCUAACUUAAACGUCGAAAACAGUUCGAGUAAAAAACCCUUAUCGCCCAACGCCACCACGUCGACUUUUGACUAUUUGUACGAAUUCUCGGAAACCAGGAAGGUCCUGGAGGAGUUUUUCAAGUGCCCUCCCACGGACGAGGAGAACAGAUUGGAGGUGGAAUUUCAAGAUCUCGAAUACGAACUGAGAAGGCACACCAGCGAUUCCGGCAAUUCGUACGUCGGUCAAAGGCUGGCUAAAACUUUGCCAGGCGAAAGCGAGUUUUGCGUCCGGAUAGACUCUCCUAGAAAAUGCAUGAACAACACCAAUAUUCAGGAUCACGAUAUUACAGAGCACGAGAACAAUUUUUUAGACCUCUCAAUAGGUACCGGUUCCAGUGGUGAUUUAGGCGAAACUGAAGUAGGCCUUCAAGUAGGGCAUAGUAGGAAUUUUACUCUAUCUCCCGAAACGACAGACUGUGACUCUAAUUGCGGUGAUUUAGAUAGUGAAGCAUCCUUGAUGCUUAUGGAAAACGAAAUGGGACCUGCCGGUGGCCUCUUAGGAUCAAAUACAGAUUUAGUUAUUCCUAGUGAUUCAUUACGCUUAUACUCUAGUAUGCCAGUAUUAGAAGACGGGCUGUCGUCGGGCCACGCAAGUGAUACGGAUAAUAACAAUCCAACGGUGAUGCUCAUGAAGCGACAAAUAACGGAGAUCGAGCGCGAAAUCAACCAAGGGAUCUGCAAGUCCACGUCGACGAAAGUCAACGAGAACGGCAUGUCCCCGAAGUCCGAAAUACGCAAUACGUCUCCGAUAGAUAUCAAUGGUUGUGUUAGUAGUUUCGAAGAACCCAUGACAAUGUCUCAAACCGACUCUCUCGAGAAAACUCCGCCGCCGCCGGCUCCGGCCCCGCACCGGCUGAUGACCGGCGAGAAGGCCAACGACGUGGAGGCCGCUCUAAAAGACAUUAGGUUAACGUUGCAGAGAACCAAAACGCUGCCGUUGCAGCGCCACCCGGAGGAGGAUUGCGAGGAGACCGCUGCCAGCCCGAUUUGGGUACCUAGUCAUUUCAGGCAACGGGGCCUCUCCACUGCCAGCGGGGACUCUGAGAGGAAAGUUAACAGCGGCGGCGAGGAAGAAGAAAAUGAUACGGAUUUAGAAACUGAUCGAUUGUUAGGACAGCAGAGGACCGACGAUCAGGGUUUUUACGACGACAAGGGUUGGAGAAAACCUAAAACUCGGACUAUAAUGCCUCCGCUAACCCUAGCAAAUCCCAAACAAAUUUUAAAUACCAUGGAUGAAGGUACCCUCCCUUUAGUCCCCACUGAAAAUCAAAUGUCCGAUCCUUCAUCCCCGACAGCGGUAUCCGAAAAAAGUCAAUCGCCCCAAAGCCAAAAAGGAUCGGUAUCUUCGAAUAAAGUCAAAAAGGAAAAAGAUAAUAAAAAGAAAGCCAGAAACAAAGAAGAUGUCAUUCAACGUUCAGUGUUGAUAGAAGGGGUGUUAUUUCGCGCGAGAUACCUCGGAUCUACUCAGCUAGUUUGUGAGGGGCAACCCACCAAAACCACCAGAAUGAUGCAAGCAGAGGAAGCGGUCUCUAGAAUAAAGGCUUUGGCUCCUGACGGCGAAAGCCAGCCCAGCACCGAAGUGGAUUUGUUCAUCUCCACCGAGAAGAUCAUGGUGCUCAACACGGAUUUGAAAGAGAUCAUGAUGGACCACGCGCUGAGGACGAUAUCCUACAUAGCCGACAUCGGGGACCUGGUGGUCCUGAUGGCCCGGAGGCGGUUCGUGCCCCACGAGAUGGAGGACGCUCCGAAGAUCAACCGCACGCCGAAGAUGAUCUGUCACGUGUUCGAGAGCGAAGAGGCCCAAUUCAUCGCCCAGUCGAUCGGGCAGGCCUUCCAGGUGGCUUACAUGGAGUUCCUCAAAGCCAACGGCAUCGAAGACCACAGCUUCGUCAAGGAGAUGGACUACCAGGAGGUGCUCAACUCGCAGGAGAUAUUCGGCGACGAGCUGCAGAUGUUCGCUAAGAAGGAAAUGCAGAAAGAGGUCGUGGUGCCGAAAGCUAAAGGGGAAAUCUUGGGAGUAGUCAUCGUGGAGUCCGGUUGGGGCUCGAUGCUGCCCACCGUCGUGAUAGCUAACCUGGCGCCGGCCGGCGCGGCUGCCAGAUGCGGCCAGUUGAACAUCGGCGAUCAAAUAAUAGCCAUCAACGGGGUGAGCUUGGUUGGACUUCCGCUAUCGACUUGCCAAACUUACAUCAAGAACUCCAAGAAUCAAACGGUCGUCAAGUUGACUGUGGUACCUUGCGCUCCGGUUGUUGAAGUGAAGAUCAAGCGGCCCGAUACGAAAUAUCAGCUCGGAUUCAGCGUGCAGAAUGGAGUGAUUUGCAGCUUGCUUAGAGGUGGUAUAGCAGAGAGAGGAGGCGUAAGAGUCGGGCAUAGGAUUAUUGAGAUAAAUAACCAAAGUGUUGUCGCUGUACCUCACGAGAAAAUAGUAAAUUUGCUGGCAACUUCAGUAGGCGAGAUUCUGAUGAAAACAAUGCCGACUUCUAUGUUCCGUUUGCUUACUGGUCAAGAGAAUCCUGUGUACAUCUAAAUUGAUAUAAAACGAGGUUCGAAAGUGCCUACUUGUAGUUGAUAUUGAACUGUCCCUGGGAAUUGUUUUAUUUAGAUCGUGCUUGAGUCGCAGAUCAAUAUAUUUUUUAUUGUUAGAAUAAGUUCAACAGACUGAAGACAAUACGAGCAAAGAACUGCGCUCUGCACAAAAAUCCUUUGCGCUGAGCUUUCUUGAUAGACCAUAUCCCAGCUUUGUCGCGUAUUCGUAUUUAUUUCAUCAUUUUAGCUAAUACAAAAAAAAAAUGCUGUCGACUUUCAUAUGUGCACUUUCAGAAACUGUUUUGCUCAAAAAAGAGUUGUGAAAUAAAAUAAUCGUUUGUCCAAUUUAUUACUGUUGAAUUUUUGUGAAAAGAAAUACCAAUUUCGUAGCUCAUGGAAACUUGACUGCUUGUUCUGCUACAAACUAAACGUUAAUUGGCUUUGUUGAAAGUUUGCCUAUGAAAGUUUAGAGGAAAUUUUAAUAUACAUCAGUUUUUUAACUAAAAUGACUGCAAUUAUUACAUCUAAUAAUUUGUUAUUGUGAAUGUGAAAGGCAUACCAAAGACUGUUGGUUGGCUUUAAAGAAUAUUUCGUCGCAUCAUCACAAAGUUUCAUUUAGCUAAGUAAGUUAUUUAUUUUGGCAGAUGUUACAUUAUCCUUAUGUAUUCUCGAAAAUUCACUCAAUAAAAACCAACAUUGUACGUCGAGUAAACGUUAAUAAUUCCGUUAAAAUUUCGAUUGUACCAGUUGACGUGGUAAUAUUUAAGUUACCUUUGCUAACGCAGCUUUACCUCACAUUUAAUCCACUUUUCCUUCGAAUUGAACGAAACGAUAUAAAUACAUCUACUCACUUAUAUAUCUAACAUAAAACCCACUGUCAGCUGGUAUAUCGUUUAAAAAAAGACCUUACUACUAUCAAAAUUAUCGGUAAUGUUACAGUGUUUUCUCUUUUAGUAAAUUCCACUAUAUAUCCCGACAUCACCAGUUAUAAAAAAAUUAGUUACGAAUUAUUGUAAUUAACAGUAUCACAGGUGCGCGUUUAAUUCAUGAUCGUAUCAGCAUUAGAUAUUGGCAGUGUUACUGACGGUUUGCAAUUUGGAAGUGGUUUGAUUCAAUAUUGACGAGGCAGUUGUAAAUUAGAUUAUGUUUCUCGAAAUAGAAUUUGUACAAUGUGGACGUCGGUACAUCAAUUUUGUGUAUAGUCGAAACUAUUCAUAAUAUCUUUACGUCCAUAGAAUAACUGCAUGUUCAAUGGUAUAACAGAGGAUUCUUUAAGAAAUAUUCCAUUUAUCCAACCUUCUAUCGUGCUGGCUCAAGUAAAUAUGAUAAUAUCUAGUCAGCAUUACAAUCUUCAUUCCCCAUUUUGUGUUUUAUGAUAAUUUUGUUUUUGUUGUAGAAUUUUUAUUAUUCGAAAGUCUCGGUGAUAUUUCCAUUUACUCUAGAACUCCCGUAAUAGGUAAAUAAAGUUGUAUAUAAAAAUAUAAUUUAACUGUUAUCAUAAUGGUAAUUCUAUCAAUCCUGUUCAAUUUAGAUUAAAAAAAACUUGAUUACAUACAGCGGAGUUUUCAGAAAAUUUCACUUAUGAAAUUUAUAAAAAAUAUGAGAGUAAGAAAGCAAUGUUUUCUGAAUACUUGCUGUGUACAUUAGAUCUCUCACUUGAGUCUAUUGUGUGCUUUCUUCCUUCUAGUUUGUUUUCUCUACUUUUCGUUUAAUUUAUCUUGGGCUAAAUUUUUGAGCAUUUUCUGUAAAUUUUAACUGUAUGUAAUAGGUGUAAAUGAAUGUGAACUCCUUUCUAGAUGUUUCCUAAUAAAAAGUGAUCUUUACUACAAAAUUCAGAUUCGUAUUAGAUGAAAAUAAAUAGUAAAUAGUAUUUUUAUAUUUCCCUGAAAAGAUUAUAGAUCCUUAAGACACUUGUAAGUGGAAAAUGACACGAUGACGACUUUUUCUCCUUCACUAUCUCUCCAUACUACCGAAAACUUUGCUGAAGAGAGCGUUCUAAUGGUGCCUAUAAAUGAUACGAAUUGUUAUUUAAUCUGUACAGUAUCGUUUUGUUUCGAAACACAUGGAAUUAAUAUUUUCUUAAAAAUCGAGAUUAAAUAAUAAAUUCAAUAAGAGCGUCACUGGAAGUAGUUGCUCUUGAAAUUCCUUUAUAUAGCUGUCCAACUACUAAAGUAUUUUGUAUUAUGGAGUCGUGUAUGUGUAUUAAAUGUGAAUAGUUUUAUUUCAAUGUACAAUCACAUAGUUGUAAUACUCUAAAAAAUUUGUUUUAUAAAUUAAAAUUUUAUUAAGUACCUACAUUUUGUGAAUAAAAGUCACAAUUCAUUUUUUUUAUGUAUUAAAAACGAAUUAUCGAAACCUAUAUUUUUCAUUUCGUAUACCUGUUUAAAUAAUCUAACCAUAUCAAAGCCU